This is a messenger RNA of Podospora pseudopauciseta, 2704 nucleotides long. RefSeq lists its product as uncharacterized. Gene Ontology annotation, molecular function: aspartic-type endopeptidase activity. The record is from RefSeq and is a predicted model, not a curated record. Gene Ontology annotation, biological process: proteolysis. Bases 707 to 2290 code for a protein of 527 amino acids. Lineage: Eukaryota; Fungi; Ascomycota; Sordariomycetes; Sordariales; Podosporaceae. The transcript is spliced from 2 exons.
CAGCAAGCCCCCCCAAAGAGGAGCAGGCAGGGGUGGUUGCGGCCGACUGCUCCAUCCACAAUGCAUCUGGCCUCGUUCCCUUCCAUGUCUUGUUCUUAUUCCCACGCUCGCCACCCUCCUCUUCUUUUUUUCCUCUCCACCAUCCGACAUCUCCUUUCCGUUUGUUCGGGGUGUGUCCAUCAUUGCUCGAGGGGUCUUCCUUUAUACCUCCAAAGAGCUUGUUUCAACAUCGGCUUCCUGUCUCUCGUGUAUCUCGCCCAUUGCCCCAUCAUCGCGUUUCCCAUUCUUCCGAUCUUUCCGCAUAGUUUUGCAUCUUCCAGCAAGCAAGUUUCCUAUCAAGUCAUUUUUCAGCUUCAACGUUUUUGCAUAGCCUGCGAAUAGUCAUUUUUGGGUGUUUGCUUUUUCCCCAUCACAAAAGUCCGGUUUACGUCUGUCUCUAUCAACUCUCGGCCGCAGGAACCAUUAGACGACAAUUCCAAUGUUGUCCAAUUAAUCGUUAAUCGCCUCUUAAUACCCUCCCCUCUCGGAAAGACGGAUCUGGCGCUCUCAAAUGAUCAUUUGACCGUUGCCAGUCAUCUGUCACCGAUAUCGAGGCUGCCCUAGUUUUUUCGACAUCAGUUUUUGGAAAGCCUUUGGCAGAGAGAGACCACGUCCCGCCAAGGUUGGUGAGGGAGUGUGGUGAGGAUUUUGGGGAUCAUCUCUCAAUAUGUUGAGGCCGACGUCUUUUCUUACCAAGCUCGCACUUUGGGUUGCCGCUGCCAACGCCUUUGUUGUGUUCAUUCCCGACGACCAAUGCGAUCCUACCGGCCAUUGUGGUCCUUUCACCAAGACGACGCGGAAGCAUGGCGGCCACUCGGCGAGGUCCAAUGGCGGCGAGGUGGUCACGUUCCCUCUGAUUGCAAGGCCAAGACAAGUUCUUGACGAUGAGUCUGAACCUUUUGACCGUGUAGCAGUGGCUAUUGCCCGUGUCGCCCAGAAGUUCGGAGGACCGCCUGCAGUGCGUGCCCGAAGUCAGAAAGACGACAAGAACUACGUGCCAGGGAACCAGUACCCUAUUUCCCACCCCAUCAAGUCGACAUCAGAGGGCAGCACCGGCAUCUAUCAAUACGGGCCCGACUUUUCUUACUUUAUCAGGGUCGAGCUCGGCUCCCAGAAGACGCCAUUGUAUAUGCUUUUGGACACCGGUGCGGGCAACACUUGGGUCAUGGGAACCGACUGCACGGAAUAUGCCUGCCGCCUUCACGAUAGAUUCGACACGGCAACAUCAACGUCUUGGAAGCCCAAUCAAGCUGAUGACUUCUUCAUCAACUAUGGCACAGGUAAUGUCACAGGUGUUGUGGGAUGGGAUAACAUGGUGUUGGCGGGGAAGACUGUCAAUGUUCAAUUUGGUGUGGCCAACCAUACUGCAGAAGAACUGCGACAUUAUGCCUUUGAUGGCAUUCUGGGUCUGGGGAUGGGCCACUCUGUCACUGGGAGUUUUUUUAAGGAGGUCAGGCAACAGAACGCCCUCAAGCCGAUCGUUGCCAUCAGCAUGAACAGAGAUUCGGACGGCGUGAACGACGGCCAGGCCACUUUCGGCGGCAUUGACCCGGCCAAGCAUGUCGGCGAGAUCAAGUACGCCGACGUCACGACGGAGCACAAGGCGAAGGGCGAGUGGGUCAUUCCCAUCGAGGGUUUUUCGUUCGACGGAAAACAGGCCAAACUCAACUCUACAAAAGCUAUCAUCGACACCGGAACAACAUACAUCUUUGGGUCGCCGCCCGACGUCGCGGAGCUCUUCAAGCUCGUUCCCGGGGCCAAACUAGAUGAGAAGCCGGCCUACACCGAGUAUAUCGUCCCCUGCGAUACCAAAACGGCAUUCAAAGUUACUUUUGGAGGUGUCGCAUAUGAGAUUCCAGCCAAGGACUGGGUGGCCCAAGUCGAAGAUGACAAGUGUCUCAGCCGUAUCUAUGGCUAUAUCGAUCUACCUAGUUUUCGGCCUGGCGAAUGGAUUAUGGGGGAUGUUUUCCUCAAGAAUGUUUAUUCUGUGUUCGAUGCCGACAACGGCAACAUGCGAAUAGGCUUUGCAAACAAGGCAGCCCCGCCCAAGCCGACGAGCACGGGCAACACAGGUGCUGUGGCGACUGGCGAAGAUGGUCGACCUGUCGUACCUGGAUCUACUGGGAGCGCAACUGGCGAGACAAGUGCUGAGACGGUAACCCCAAAGACGGUCUCUGGUGGCAGCAAAGUAGGAGGUGUCGCGUUUACCUUGGCCUGGGCUCUGGUCGCUUGGGCCAUGUUGGCGGUGUGAAGGAACAUUGUAACAACAUUCAAGUGUGUUUUUGGAGAAGAGUGAUGUGCUCGAACCGCAGCACAAGACAUGGGGGAAACCACAGACCGGCUGUCUGGAAUAGGGCAGUCGUUGGUUGAACCCAAACAAGACUCAACGAGUCGCCUCCUGAAUUCGAUUCAACUGGCACUUUUUAUUUUGGAAGAGAGUGGCCCAGCGGAGAGGAGCCGAGUCGUGCUUGGGUAGAUUGUGAUUUUAUUCCUACCCCGUGAAGAGGAGCGUGGACGUUGUCACCUCCUGUCUCGACUCCUCGGCUGAGGAUGUUCACUCGACGAUCUUUGUGAUCGGUUAUAAAAGGGGCAUUUUGAGUUAGGUCCCGCCAUUUUGGUAGCGCUAGAGAAAUAAGUAAUAAUAAGCUUCUUUAACAUCACCUCA